Molecule: messenger RNA, 2247 nt
Organism: Sander lucioperca (pikeperch)
Lineage: Eukaryota; Metazoa; Chordata; Actinopteri; Perciformes; Percidae
Gene: samsn1b
Product: SAM domain, SH3 domain and nuclear localisation signals 1b
Exons: 7
Coding region: 1109-2164 (351 amino acids)
Molecular function (GO): protein binding
Source: RefSeq, a predicted model, not a curated record
AGGAAGGUUACGGACAUCUGGCCAAAAUAAGGGACAUCUGGCGGAAUUUCCGGUGGCAACGGAGCAAUCCCGGAAAUGAAAUGUGUCGAUAUAGAACGGAGUGAAUAUGACCAACUGUCUCAAGAGUGACAGCCUGAUGUCAUCAAGGGGCAGUGCAAAGCAGCUUCUUUAUUGUAUUACAAAUCCCUGGGGACUAGAACAGCAUCCACUAAGUCUCCUAUUCAGUGCCUUCCUCAUUAUCACAAAUCUCAACCAGUUAUCCUUUAGCUCAGCAUCCAGUUACUGAGAUUCCUCUCUCUCCCCCCUUCGCUUGGGGAGGAAUUAAGAAUACAAUCAAUCACUGGUUGAAAUCAGACUCCACACUACGCAUCAGAGCACAUGAUCACAGAGAAACCACACAAUUCUGAAUUUGUAUUAAUAUGGCUGUUUCGUAUAAUUGCAAAAAAAAUGCACUACAGAAAUAAUUGUGUAAAUCGAGGACAAUGGUAGUUAGAGUUGCUCUUAUCCAACCACUCAGUGCAUGACAGUGAGGCCUCAGUUCACUAACGGCCAAUGUUGGGAAUGAGCCAAGAGUCAGUGUAACAGAUGUUCUGAGGGCAGCGCUGAAUGACCGCUAACGGAAGCUAAUGGCAAACAAGUAAGAAAAUGACUCAUUGCGCCCAUACUGUCUCCACUUGACGAAGAAUAUAGAUUAGCAGAUUAUACAAAUUAAGCAGGGUGGAAUACUUUAUACAUAUUGACAAAAAUAACACGGUAGGUAGGCAACCUCCCCCCCACAUGGUACUGAAAUCAUAUUUUUCUUAACAUAACGCAGUCAAUAGUACAAGAUCAGCACAACGUGAUCAUUCAAAUACACGCCACAAUAUUUUGACUCGGGAUAUGAAAAAAAUACAUCAUAUCUAAGAACUGCUGCCAGGGUUUAACCUAAUUCAGACACACAUCAUAAACAGGGAAUAAAACACAUACUGUUUAUGUUGUGGGCUCACAGGGAGAACGCACACAUACACGCAGAUAAUGUGCCCAUCUGUCACCACAAAAACACAUUUUAAUCUCUCUUUUACCCAAACAGUUUGGGAGAUUUGAAGUCUGCAGACAGCCCUCGCCUUUGAUGAAACCACGGGAUAAUGGAAGCGCUCCGCAGGAGCAGAGUUGCGAUCCAACCAAAUUGAGGCUGCAGAGGAGGGAGACCUCAUCACAUGGUGACAGGAAGCACGUCAAGGCCCCGUCUGAGAAAACGUUGACAGCCAUCACUUGGAAGAUAACAAAUGACAGGGAGGGAACCAAAAGCAUAUGCGGCAGAAUGCAAAUGUCACCUGGUGUUUUUACUGUGCAGACUGGAAACACACAGAAAGAUGAAGCAGAGAAGAGGGAAGUUGGUGGAGGGCGACCCUUUAGUAAAGGACACAGGCGGUCCAGUAACUCUCUGGAAAGCCUCUACAGCCUCUACAGUGGACAAAGCUCCUCAAGUGGAGUCACCAGUGGGUCAGGCUGCUCCAGUAACAGAAACAGUCUCAGGCUAGAGGACGAUCUAUUGUCAAGAAGACAGUUCUGUGGCAGAGCUAAAGUCCAUACAGACUUUGUGCCAAGUCCAUACGACACAGAAUCCCUCAAACUCAAGGUGGGAGAUGUGAUUGACAUAAUCGCCAAGCCCCCCAUGGGAAUAUGGACAGGCAUGCUUAACGGCAGAAUGGGAAAUUUCAAGUUCAUUUAUGUGGAUGUGCUAACAGAGAAGAGUCCUGACACACCCAAGGAGACACAAACCCACAGAGUGAGACACAAAUCAACUGUCCAGGAAGUUUUAAAGCGCCUCAGUUUGGAGGAGCAUUUCUCGUCCUUACAGCUGAACGGCUACCAAACAGUAGAUGACUUGAUGAGGCUGAGGGAGCACCACCUGACGGAGCUGAAUGUGACUGAUCCAGAGCACAGGCAUCGUCUGCUCGACGCUGUCGACUCCCUGCAGCAAAUGCGCUCUGAUCGUCAGUUGGAGAAUGAGGCCAAUCAGGAGGCCGAGACCCCCAGCGAGAACACAAAGGCAGAUAUGAACAACUGCCCGAGAGACUCCGGCUGCCACAUGCCAUCUGACAGCCCCGACAACAGCGCAGAGGACACAGACCUUCACUUUCUCUCAGAAUACCCUCUACCGGCCCAGACGACAGCUUCAUGAGAAUGUCUUUAUAAUCUGUUGUAUUCUUUAUGCUGCUGUUGAGAGGACUUGCGAAUAAAAAAAACGUUUUUUAUUUCUUGCAA